Messenger RNA from Cladophialophora yegresii CBS 114405, 1059 nucleotides. RefSeq lists its product as uncharacterized. The transcript has 3 exons. The coding region runs from base 1 to 1059 and encodes 352 amino acids. Lineage: Eukaryota; Fungi; Ascomycota; Eurotiomycetes; Chaetothyriales; Herpotrichiellaceae. Gene Ontology annotation, cellular component: Golgi apparatus. The record is from RefSeq and is a predicted model, not a curated record.
AUGUAUCGACCCAACUCAAAAUGGACGUGGGCGUUUUCCCUCAUCGCCCUUGCCCAGGCCAUGAUCGUUCUUGCAGGCGAGAGUUAUGUCUUUGCGCAUUUCCAGAUCCACCUUGAAAGCAUUCCCAACACCAGCGGCAACACAUCCUCGCGGACCAUUCCCACCUUCCUGACCCUGUACAUCUUCGGUUUCUUGUACCAGCUGGUGCUCGUGUGGGAUGCGUUGCGCAUGAAAAAUACCAUUCAGGUCAUCGGACUGGUCAUGUACAAUGUUGGACUGCUCAUCUACGGCGCCGUCCAGAUGGACCAGAUCAAGGACGCGAUCUUAGAGCUAGCUGAAGAUGACUACAUUCGCAGAGACAUCUGGUCCGAUACCGAGCCAUAUCUCAUCGCCAUCCCUUGCAUCCUUGCCGUGGGGACGGUUCUGAUGGCUGGCUGCGCCUGGAAACUCUACGACGAGUUCGCAUGGACCAUCUACAAGCGCAUCUCGGCCGACCUGAGGAUGAAGCGGCGCUAUCUCCAGUACCAAAUCUACAUCACCGUGCUGAAGUUCGACUUCUUCUUUUUCCUCGGAUUUACCGUCCAAUUCGUCGUCAUUGUCAAGGGCCGAGGCGCCGAGUUCGCUCUCACCAUUGCCGCCAUUCCCGUCACCAUUUUCAUUUUGUUGGCCGCUGCCUGGUUUGUGCGGAAAGAAUCGCUCAUCGGCAGCAUUGCCGUCAUUAUCCUCUACUUCGGCGGCCUCGCCUACUUCGUCUUCAAGAUGGUCCGUAUGUACUCGCCGCACUGGAAGGAUCCAUAUCUCCCGGCACGAAAAGAACUGACGGCCUUUGCCGCCCUGACCAUUAUUCUCAUCCUCCUCACCAUCACGUACGCAUGUAUUUGCGCAAACAACUAUAAGACGGGUCUCAAACCGUACGUCAACAAGCCGCAAGUCAUCGAGGACGAUGAGAAGCCGAUGGGAGGAAGUGCAUAUGCUCCGUACGCCACCGAGAUGGAACCCAGCGGGGCUGGGAAGAUGCCGGCUCCGCGGCCGAUGGCAAACAGGAUGGAAAUUGACUGA